Perkinsus marinus ATCC 50983 is the source of this 2105-nucleotide messenger RNA. RefSeq lists its product as hypothetical. The transcript is spliced from 18 exons. Bases 31 to 1986 code for a protein of 651 amino acids. The record is from RefSeq and is a predicted model, not a curated record. Lineage: Eukaryota; Perkinsozoa; Perkinsida; Perkinsidae.
UCAACUGGACCUGUUCUGGGGUCUUUAAUCAUGAUAGUUGUAUGUAUUUUGUUGCAACACACUGAGUGUAAGGUGGCACACACCCUUCCGGGUGGCGUGCCAAAAGAGGUUAAGGCGGCGAUGAAAGAGAUGAAGAAGGAACAAAAGGUCACUAAGCGUCUAUUGUCUGACCAUACUUGUGCACUACGUAAGAGCCUUAUGGAGCUCUUAGUAGAUGUCAAGAGUGAGGACGUUGGCCUUGCCAAAAUCAACAUAAUGGCUGAAUUGGCCCUAUGCAGCUGGUGGAGAGAUGAGCACUAUUUGGCUGAGGAGAGGUUCGGGAAAGCUAUCGAACUGACUGGUUUCAAGAAGGAAAAACAAUUCGUCAACAAUGGACUCGGUCACCUGCUCGUGGCUCACAAUGCAUCUGCCUACAUGCUCGAAGGUAAGUUCGAGUCGGCCGCGGUUCAUUUGAGAUCUUUGAGGCGAAUGAUGCUGAUGGACGAGGCCAAGGCCCUGAACGAAGUACUCCAUAAACCACCGAUGGAUCAGCUGAAGCCUUAUGAACGGGAGCUUGUGAAAUCUAAUCCUGGUGAUUUCCUCAUCAAUAACACAUAUGUUGGUGUGGUAUACAGAGGAUGGGUCGUUGCUGCGAAUCAACAGUUGAGGUUCUGUGAGGCAAAUCUCGUCGGGCUUGAUGAAGGCAGAUUGGCCAAGAGGGAGAGGAUGGGUGGUGACUCGGAUAAUCCGGCAUACAUGCAGGGUUUAGCUGCCGAGCCUGUGAUGCCGUGGAGGAACUUCCAGUUAGCGCUCAAUCUAUAUGAACGCAGGGAGGAACUUCUGGAAGCUGCCAGGAGGGGUAAGACGCCGAGGAGCCCACAGGCGGCUGAGCUGAUGGUUCGAGGCGGCCUCAGGGGCGGCGAUUGUCCGACAUACCCUCGUCUAUGUGAUUUGUUAUUGGGAUAUGACGCCGCAGUAUUAGUCGACGUUAGCACUUAUGUGGCUGGUUUGUUCAACGCUGUCAUUCAACUGGUCCCAAUGAACGGCUCUAAGACGACCCAGCAGGUUGGGACGUGUUCGAAUAAUGCUGGUCUCGCACUGGCCUUCCCUCUCAACGAGUCGGAGGACCCUGAGGAUCCAAUAAUACUCACAACUGAGUCUGUCGAGUUACCCGGUAUUGCUCUCGGCAGCGAACCGGUUGUGGUGGAUCCAUGUUCGGAACCUAACCCGGCUAUAACGAGAUCGGGAGGUUCUUCAGAUAUCGUCUAUGUGCUGGUAGUGGAGUUCUGGCAUCCCGCGGUCACUCUGUUCGAGAGAGUGGCUAUCAUAGAGGGUACCCAAGCUCAGGCAAGGAAAGGUCGAGAGCGAAUCAAGGUUCAAGAGGUUACUAGUGCUAUGAUAGAGCGUUUGAAGGGAACACAAUCACUGUGGUCGGAGGGGCUUGACCUCUAUCAGCACAGACGUCCAUUGACACCAUUGGGCCCUGACGAGUUGGUAGAAGAUGAGGUUAUCGAAUAUCCAAGGCCCAAGAGUAAGAAAAAGCUGAAGAGAACGCCGGAUGCCCUGGAAGAUUCGUUGGAGAUCACCAAUUUGAAGCAGCUGGUGAAAAAACUGAAAGGAGACCGAAAGGCGGCCAUGAAGAAUGCUAGUGCGAAGGAAGUCGCUGAUAUAGAUGAUGCUCUAUCCUAUGCUGAAGAGCGACUUGAUGAUGCGUUCGAGGCUCAGGAGAAGUCGAGACUGAUUGGCGAUAUCAAUAGUAAGCUGAGUAGCUCUCAAUCCGUGGUUCAAGCGUUGCAAAUGUCGGGCGACAUUAGUCGUUUGCAGGAGAUGCAACAGCAGAUCGCGCAGCUCCGAGCGGCUUUGGAGGUGGCUCAGAGAGCUGAAGCCGAGUUCAGGGAAGAAAGAAAGCAGCGCAGAAGGGAUCGUAAAACGACGAAGGGUAAACUCAAUCAGAAAGAGUCGGAGACUGAUGAUGAUGAUGAUGAAGAGAAGGAGGUCGAGUUGUAGGUCUUAACGUAUGCUAAUCAUCUGGUCACCGAACCAGGAUAGUAGCUCAGUCUCUCAUCGUGGCGUUUUCGAACUUUCCCAGCAUGUCUUCGGGCUGGCAGUUUAUAACUUCAAAGUUU